Morchella sextelata is the source of this 639-nucleotide messenger RNA. RefSeq lists its product as uncharacterized. The coding region runs from base 1 to 639 and encodes 212 amino acids. The record is from RefSeq and is a predicted model, not a curated record. Lineage: Eukaryota; Fungi; Ascomycota; Pezizomycetes; Pezizales; Morchellaceae. The transcript has 2 exons.
AUGCCAGCCCACCGCAACCAGUACCAGCACAGCACUACCCCCGGCGAACUGCGCGCCGCCAUACUACAACUACGCCCCACCCCCGGCUCCACACCUCCACCUUCUGCCGCGCCUUGCUACACCUACAACUACAACUGCAUACCCACCGCGACCCCCGCAACCACCCCCUACUUCUACUACUACUACGACUACUACCUCUUUACCCCCCUUUUCCCCUUUUCACCAGUCCCCCCACAUAUUCCCCCGUUCUCUCCGACCCUUACCCCCCCUCACGCAGCGAUCGCCUCCCGCGCAACCCAGACACUCACCGCACUCCUUGCGCAGGUCUACAGCCCAAACACAAACCACCCAACCCACGGCAAACCCCUCUCCUACGCCGUCCACACGCAGCACCUACCAUCCGUUGAGAUAAGCCUGUUACACUCAGCGUGCUACUAUGGCGACGAGAUGAUCGUGGGGUAUCUUUUAGCGAUGGGCGCAGCGGUGGGGGAUGUGGAUGGCGAGGGGCACAUGCCGGUGAGUGUGGCAAUAGGGGCGGGGUGGUUGGGGGGUGGCGUUACUGAGGGCGUGGGGUGCGGGGGCGUGAGGGGCGGUGGCAGGGGUGCGGCGGUGGGAGGUAAUUUUCGUGGUGGUGAAUAG